Molecule: messenger RNA, 3595 nt
Organism: Caenorhabditis angaria
Lineage: Eukaryota; Metazoa; Nematoda; Chromadorea; Rhabditida; Rhabditidae
Source: the annotation of a GenBank genome assembly
AUGUUUUCAAAUUUUACCGACCCAACUUCUGAAACACCGCAAGAUGAUCGCGAUUUCUUCAUCUAUGAUCAGCCAUCCACAAGUUCUUCUUCUUCAUCCGCGAAAAAUCACAAUCGAUUGUCGUUGGACAGUGGAAUUGGUCAGGAUGACACGAGUUUUGAGGAUUCAGCGGUGAAUUUUUGAAAAAUUUGAAUUUCUAGAAGUUUGGCUCGAAAAUCCCGGCUGAAAAUGAGACCUGUGAACUCCAAAAAAAUUCAAAUAAAAUUUGAAUAUUGAAAAAUCAUCAGUGUAAUUGAUUUACUAGAAAUUCAUAAAAAUCUCAAUUUUUUCGGGUAAUUUUAGGCCUAAGCCUAAGCCUAGUUUCAGAACUUAAGGAAGCCUAUCAAGCCUAGAGAUUAUAAGCCUAAGGCUUACGAGGGAAGUGUGUUAUGAGUCCCCGGAGAUUUUCAAUGAGACCUAUGUGUUUUAGGUCAGUUUUUCACGCUGAUAAAGCUCCUGUUUUCAGUUUUUGCUGAACGACUCUCUGAAGAGCCCAAAAAUGAGCCAAAAGUUGAGGAUUUCCUGAAAAUCGCGUUUUUGGGAGCCCAUAACUCAUGUUAGAAAUUAUUUUUAUGGAAAACUGAAUGCAUCACGUUGUUCAGGAGGGUCGAUUUACCAAAGUCACAAAUUUUUGAUUAGUAAGUCCAUACUUUUUCAGAAAAAAAUUUUGUGGCUCAGAAAAUAGGCUCAGGUCAUGGAUUGCACAUUUGAAAAUUUUUGGAAAAUUUUGUCAAAACUUGUGACUUUGGUAAAUCGACCCUCCGGAACAACGUGAUGCAUGCAGUUUUCCAUAAAAAUAAUUUCUAACAUGAGUUAUGGGCUCCCAAAAACCCGAUUUUCAGGAAAUUCUCAACUUUUGGCUCAUUUUUGGGCUCUUCAGAGAGUCGUUCAGCAAAAACUGAAAACAGGAGCUUUAUCAGCGUGAAAAACUGACCUAAAAAACAUAGGUCUCAUUGAAAAUCUCCGGGGACUCAUAACACACUUCCCUCAUUAGGCCCUAAAAUCUAUCUAGUUCUAGGCUUAGGCUCAGGCCUAAAAUUAUCCGAGAAAAUUCUGAUGAUUUUGCACUAGAAAUUCAUGAAAAUCUCAAUUUUUUUUUUUUGAUAAUUUUAGGCCUAAGCCUAAAUUUUAGGGCUUUACGAAGCCGAAUUUACUGAAACCAGGCUUAUUCUAGGCUUAGGCCUAAAACAAUCCAAAAAUUGAGAUUUUCUUGAAUUUCUAGUGAAUCAAUCUGAAAUUUUCUUUAAUUUUCAGCCGGUUUUUUUUGUGAAAAAUAUAAAUUCCAGGAUUUUUGAGUCAAAAAUACACGUGGAAUUUUUUUCCAAAAAUAUGAAUAUGAAUAUUGAUUUUUUGCAGAAUCUGAGCAGUUUCCAAGACACCUCGUUCACCCAAAAUCAAUCAAUAAUCGGCUCAACUUCUUCCGAAUCUCCGCCCACAAAAUGGGCUCGAAUCUCAACAACUCCGCCCAAAACCGACGAUUUUUUCCAAAAACACACCUCGAUUUUCUCGCCGCCCUCAAAUCGUCAAAGACUUGCCGGCGGAACUUUGCGAACUCCAAAAUCAUCAUCAUCGGGAAUAUCGAUUCGAUUAUCAACACCUUCACCAUUUCGCGUAACUAUCUCGAAAACCCCGCUGAAAUUGUCGAAUAAUCAAAAUGUUUCGGAUUUUCAAAUUGGUAAAAAUCGCGUUUUUUCGACGUCGACUUCGAAACGAUGCGUUUUUCCGGAAGAAGAGGAAUUUUUGAAUUUGAGCCGACAACCACAAAAAGGACUUUUGAAUGUGGCUUUUGAGGGGUUCAAUGAGUUGCCGAUAAUGACACCGAGUAAAUUGAAUGAGGCAUUGGAGUGUGGAUUGGAAUUGGAUCAGGGAAUUAUUAUGGAAGAAGAGAGGGAUUUGUGAGUUUUUUGGGGGAAAAAUGAUUGAUUUUGAGCUAAAAUUGUGAAAAAUGAGCAAUUUUAACCGAAAAAUGAUGGAAAUAAUAGUUUUGAGCCGAAUCACUUGAAAAACUAGCAAUUUUUUUCUGAAAAUCGGUUUCUUGAGCUGAAUAUUGAUAUUUUUCAGAUGCUUUUCAGCUACAUAACUUGAAAAAUAAUACAUUUUGACCUAGAAAUGAAUUUCGGCCGAAAAUCUGCAGUUUUUAUUAAAAAUCACUUAUUUUUCAAAACCUAAGCUGAAAAUUUUGAGUUCUAAUGAUUUCUGAGCAUUGCUCAUGUUAAAUUUAGAAAAUCCGAAGCUUGUUCUGUAUUUUUAAGGAAACUGUGAAACUCUAUGAUUUAAUAUGAGCAAUGCUGUAAACAUUUUGAAAUUUGAAAUUUUCAAAAAAAAAUGUUUUCUGAUGUUUUCAAUUUUUAAAAUUUAUGUGUUUUUCCAGGAAACUAGAUUUUCAGGUUUUUGAACCGAUAAAAUUUUUACACAAUAGAAAUUUGAUUUAUUGCUCAUGGCAAAAAUAAAUGGAAGGUUUUUGAUUAUUGAAAUUUCUGCCACGUCAUAGAUCAAAUUCCAAAUUUCAAUAAUUAAUAUGAGCAAUGCUUUUUCUCAAAAAAACGAAGGUUAACAUGAGCAAUACUAAAUUAAUUUGAUUUUCCUAAAUCUGAAAGUUUCACACAGCAUACACAUUAAUAUGAGCAAUCCUCUUAUUUUUCUUUAAAAUUGCCAAGUCAACUCAAAUUCCAAAUUUUAAUGAAAAUUUAUGGUUAAUAUGAGCAAUGCUCCAAAAAAUUGGAUUUUCUGGAAAUGUCGCAAAAAUGAAGGUUAACAUGAGCAAUAUUCAAUUUUUGAGCUUAUCUGGAAAAAAUCUGAAAAUUUAAAAUUGCCACGUCAUAACUCAAAGUCCCUGUUUUUCCAGAAAUUUGCCGUCAACCUCUUAUUCUGCUCCUCCAAUUUACGAAGAUCCAAUGUUUAAUCCAUUUUUGCCGGCCGCUUCACCACCAAAACCGCCUCAAAAAUCGUCGCUUCAAAUUCUCGACAAUCCACAAAGUUUUGCCAUAAUCACACGUGGACCACUAUAUUCUUCUCCUUCUUCUUCUGAUUUUAAUGGUCCCCAGCAGCCAAGACUUGGACCGAAAACGAAAAAAGUGACAAUAAUCACACCCAGUGAAGAGGAGAAUUUGGAGAAUCGAGCGGCGAAACGAAAAAUUCGCGAAGAAAUUGAGGAGUGGCGAAAUGUUGCGUUUUUGACGCCUGAGAAGGAUUUGGCUGUGGUUAGUCGGGGGAAAUUUUGAAAAAUAUGCUUUGGAGCCAAGAUUUUGGCACAUGGAAUUUUUGGCGCUAAAAUUUGAGAUUUCAAAAUUGAAAUAUAAAGAAUUUUGAAAUAUUCAAAUUAGAAAAUUCCACGUGGCGAAAAUUUAAAAUUAAAAAAAAUAAAAUUCCACGUGGCGAAAAUUUAAAAUAAAAAAAAUCAAAUUUUUAAAUUUUCGCCACGUGGCAUUUUAAAUUUAGAAGUUUCUAAAUUUCAACUUUUUUAAAUUUCAAAACCCCAAUUUUUUUUCAGAACUCUCCUCAAUGGAUCGCAAUAUCAACGGGUCGAAGUUUAGCGCAACGCCAACUUUUUUUCUAG